AUGUAUCGUUCUCUAUGAUUAUACAGCAAAUUUCAUUGUGGAGUGUCCGACUUUUUCUAUCUCUCGUAAAUAUAAACGAAAAAAAAGCUGGGAAGAUGGUCCUCGAAAGUACAAUGAUAUGUGUUGAUAACAGUGACUACAUGAGAAAUGGAGACUUCCUACCAACACGCCUCCAGGCUCAACAAGAUGCCGUAAAUUUGGUAUGUCAUUCCAAAACAAGAUCGAAUCCUGAGAAUAAUGUAGGAUUAUUGACACUCGCUAACGUCGAAGUGCUGGCCACGCUGACCAGCGAUGUUGGCCGCAUCCUGUCUAAGCUUCACCGUGUGCAACCGAAUGGCGAUAUCAACCUGCUGACCGGAAUCAGAAUUGCCCACUUGGCACUCAAGCACCGUCAAGGCAAGAACCACAAAAUGCGCAUCGUCGUGUUCGUUGGCUCGCCCGUCCACUCCGACGAGAAGGAACUCGUCAAACUAGCAAAGAGGCUGAAGAAGGAGAAAGUAAACUGUGACGUUGUGUCAUUUGGAGAAGAUGCUGAGAAUAAUCCAUUGCUAACAACUUUUGUCAACACCCUUAAUGGCAAAGACAACACUACAGGAGGCAGCCACCUUGUUUCCAUUCCUGCUGGUAAUUGUGUGGUUCUCUCUGAAGCCCUAAUCUCGAGCCCGCUGAUCGGUGGAGAUGGUGCUGGCCCAUCAGGUUCUGGAUUGUCUCCAUUCGAAUUUGGAGUUGAUCCUAAUGAAGAUCCAGAAUUGGCUUUAGCUUUGCGUGUGUCUAUGGAGGAACAGAGACAGCGUCAAGAGGAGGAGUCCCGGCGCCAGCAGGCUAACACUGAGGGUGAGGCUCCUAAGGCUGGGGAAACACAAGACAGUGGCAUGGAGCGGGCUCUGGCCAUGUCUUUGGGCCGCGAGGCUAUGGAGCUGUCAGAAGAGGAGCAAAUAGCCUUGGCCAUGCAGAUGAGCAUGCAACAAGAUGCCCCUGCAGCUGAAGAGAGCAUGGAUGUCUCUGAGGAAUAUGCUGAAGUCAUGAAUGACCCUGCCUUCCUGCAAAGUGUUCUUGAGAACCUACCCGGCGUGGAUCCACAGAGCGAGGCUAUCCGGAAUGCCAUGUCUACUAUCAAGAAAGACAAGGACGAGAAAGAUGACAAGGAUAAAGAUUCAAAGGGCUCAGGUUCAGGUUCUAAAUAAAAUAUUUUUUUUU
This is a messenger RNA of Cydia amplana, 1197 nucleotides long. It is a transcript of the gene Rpn10, whose product is annotated as 26S proteasome non-ATPase regulatory subunit 4. Lineage: Eukaryota; Metazoa; Arthropoda; Insecta; Lepidoptera; Tortricidae. The record is from RefSeq and is a predicted model, not a curated record. Gene Ontology annotation, cellular component: proteasome regulatory particle, base subcomplex; nucleus; cytosol. Gene Ontology annotation, molecular function: polyubiquitin modification-dependent protein binding. The coding region runs from base 15 to 1184 and encodes 389 amino acids. Gene Ontology annotation, biological process: proteasome-mediated ubiquitin-dependent protein catabolic process. The transcript has a single exon.